Labeo rohita (rohu) is the source of this 1825-nucleotide messenger RNA. Its product is annotated as gastrula zinc finger protein XlCGF57.1. Gene Ontology annotation, biological process: regulation of transcription by RNA polymerase II. Gene Ontology annotation, molecular function: DNA-binding transcription factor activity; RNA polymerase II cis-regulatory region sequence-specific DNA binding. The record is from RefSeq and is a predicted model, not a curated record. Bases 495 to 1688 code for a protein of 397 amino acids. Lineage: Eukaryota; Metazoa; Chordata; Actinopteri; Cypriniformes; Cyprinidae. The transcript has 2 exons.
UUCGCAGAAAGGAGGGAUUUAGAGGGACUGAAUCAUCAGACGAUAUAUUUGCAAGAUUUGGCAUUAAAUGAUUUAUAUUCUGUUGUCCAUGAGUAUAAAAACAAACUCAGUAACUGAUACAUUUUUUAUUUUGGCAGAUCAGCCCCUCCCACUGCAAUCACAUCAUCAGUGAAGCUCCUCCCACUGCAGUUCAGCAUUAAAUGCUGGAAUAUUCCCAUCAGUUUACAAGUGAAGAUGAGCCUCAAAGCAUCAGGAAGAGCUGAAAUCUACAAAGACUGAGAUGAAACACACUAAGGAUACUCGAGAAGAAACAAAGCUGAUGGAAGAGAACAAGUAGUGAAGUGGAGGAGGAGCAUCAUGACAAACCUGGAGAAAAACUUUUAGGUCACUCAAAGAAUAAAAAGACAUUUUUAAAGAAAGGAAGAGCCAAGAAAUCUUUCACCUGCACUCAGUGUGGAAAGUGUUUCUCAAGGAAAUAUAAUUUUGAGCUUCACAUGAGAGUUCACACUGGAGAGAAACCAUUCACGUGUGAUCAAUGCGGGAAGAGCUUCGCACAAUCAGCAAACCUUAAAAAACACAUGAGAAUUCACACCGGAGAGAAGCCACACACAUGCGAUCAAUGUGGGAAGAGCUUCACAGAAAAAAUACAUCUUAAAGCACACAUGAGAAUCCACACUGGAGAGAAACCGUUCACCUGUGAGAAGUGCCGGAAGAGUUUCACACAGAAAGCACAUCUCAAGCAGCACAUGAUGAUCCACACUGGAGAGAAACCAUACCCAUGUGAUAAAUGUGAGAAGAGUUUCACAGAUUCAUCACACCUUAAGAGUCACAUGAGGAUCCACACCGGAGAGAAGCCGUUCAUGUGUGAUCAGUGUGAAAAGAGAUUCUCAAACAAACAACAUCUUGAGCAUCACAUGGCAGUUCAUACUGGAGUGAAGCCGUUCAUGUGUGAUCAGUGUGGAAAGAGUUUUGUGAACUCUUCAAAACGUGAAAGACACAUGAAAAUCCACACUGGAGAGAAGCCGUUCACAUGUGAUCAGUGCGGAAAUAGCUUUAAAGAAAAAAUAGACUUUAAUAGACACAUGAGGAUCCACACUGGAGAGAAGCCUUACGCAUGCGAUCAAUGUGGAAAGAGUUUCACAGAUUCAGCGUACCUUAAGAUUCACAUGAGGAUCCACACCGGAGAAAAGCCGUUUGUGUGUGAUCAGUGUGAAAAGAGAUUCUCACUUAAAAAUAGACUUAGGAUUCACAUGAGAAUCCACACUGGAGAGAAGCCAUUCAUGUGUGAACAGUGUGAAAAGAGAUUCACAAUCAAAAAAAGGCUUAAAGAGCACAUGAGAAUCCACACCGGAGAGAAGCCGUUUAUGUGUGAUCAGUGUGAAAAAACAUUUGUCUUUUCAUCAAACCUGAAGAAACACCUGACAGUUCAUACGAAGGAGAAGCCACAUUUAUGUGAAUGUGGAAAGAGUUUUUCACUGCCCCAAAGUUUAAAAGUACAUCAGAAAAUUCAUACUGGUGUGAGAGAUUAUAUGUGCUUUGAGUGUGACAAGACUUUUAUUUCAGUGACCCAUUUAAAACAGCACCAGAGGAUUCACACUGGAGAAAAACCUUACAAGUGUUCACACUGUGACAAGAGAUUCAGUCUGUCAAAAACUCUGAAAGCACAUGAGAAGAUCCACAGCAGAUAGAAGCCGCACACGUGUGAUCAGUGCAAAACCAGUUUUGCUUAUAAAAGUCACCUGAAGAUACACAUGAAAAUUCAUGCAGUGGAGAAACCACUUAGUGGAGAAACCAAUUAGUUUCCUAACAGUCAUGAAGAGCGACA